ACCGAGUCAGAAGACAGCCAACGGCUCUGGGCUGCUGAUGAGAAUGACAACAUCGCUAAUGCACUAGUGCAGUGAAUAGUAACCGAACUGAAACAAACAGAGCCACCAAAGCGUCUAAACCACAAUAUAGCACACACUCUGCCUCCUUACCAUGCCGAGCAGUAAGGCUGAGAAAAAAGAAGUCAGCGAUAACGUCAAAGUUGUGGUGAGAUGUCGUCCCCUCAACCCAAAGGAGAAGACGAUGGCCUACAAGCAGUCUGUCAUGGUCGACGAGAUCCGUGGGACCAUAACGGUGAACAAACUGGAGAACCCCCACGAACCUCCAAAGACCUUCACCUUUGACACAGUGUUUGGGCCGGACAGCAAGCAGCUGGAUGUCUACAAUCUCACAGCCCGCCCCAUUGUUGACUCUGUGUUAGAGGGAUAUAAUGGCACAAUUUUUGCAUAUGGACAAACUGGCACAGGAAAAACAUUCACCAUGGAGGGUUAUAGGGCAGUACCAGAGCUCCGAGGGAUUAUCCCAAAUUCGUUUGCUCAUAUUUUUGGACAUAUUGCCAAGGCAGAGGGCGACUCCAGAUUUUUAGUUCGUGUUUCGUACCUCGAGAUUUACAACGAGGAAGUGCGGGACUUGCUGGGAAAGGACCAGCUGCAGAGACUUGAGGUCAAAGAGAGACCAGAUGUUGGCGUUUACAUCAAAGACCUCACUGGUUAUGUGGUAAACAAUGCGGAUGAUAUGGACCGGAUUAUGACAUUGGGUCACAAAAACCGGUCUGUCGGCGCUACAAACAUGAACGAGCACAGCUCCCGCUCUCAUGCCAUCUUCACCAUCACCAUCGAGUGCAGUGAGAAGGGGGUCGACGGUAACCAGCAUGUGCGCAUGGGAAAGCUUCAUCUUGUAGAUCUGGCAGGUUCAGAAAGACAGGGAAAAACUGGGGCCACGGGUCAGCGUCUGAAGGAAGCAACAAAGAUCAAUCUCUCUCUCUCUACUCUGGGGAACGUCAUCUCUGCCCUGGUGGACGGAAAGAGCACACAUGUUCCCUACAGAAACUCCAAACUGACCCGUUUGCUGCAGGAUUCACUGGGAGGAAACUCCAAAACCAUGAUGUGUGCAAACAUAGGCCCUGCAGACUACAACUAUGACGAGACCAUCAGCACCCUGCGCUACGCUAACAGGGCUAAAAACAUAAAAAACAAAGCUAGAAUCAACGAGGACCCCAAGGAUGCCCUUCUACGGCAGUUUCAGAAAGAGAUCGAGGAGCUCAAGAAGAAACUGGAGGAGGGUGAAGAAAUCUCUGGCUCAGAAGGCAGUGGAUCAGAGGAGAUGGAUGAAGGUGAUGAUGAAGCAGGAGAGGCAGGAGAAGGCAGACGGAGACGAAGGGGUAAAAAGAAGGUUUCUCCAGACGAGAUGGUGGAGAUGCAUGCAAAGAUUGAAGAAGAACGAAAGGCUCUGGAAGCCAAGCUGGACAUGGAGGAGGAGGAGAGGAACAAGGCAAGAGCAGAGCUGGAGAAGAGGGAGAAAGACCUUCUCAAAGCCCAACAGGAGCAUCACCUCCUGCUAGAGAAAUUAUCAGCAUUAGAGAAGAAGGUGAUUGUAGGGGGAGUGGAUCUUCUGGCCAAAGCUGAGGAGCAGGAGAAGCUCUUGGAGGAAUCAAACAAUGAGCUGGAGGAACGGCGCAAAAGAGCAGAGCAGCUGCGAAAGGAGCUGGAAGAGAAAGAGCAAGAACGUUUAGAUAUUGAGGAGAAAUACACAAGUCUGCAGGAGGAGGCUCAAGGAAAGACCAAAAAGCUCAAAAAAGUCUGGACUAUGCUCAUGGCUGCCAAAUCAGAGAUGGCAGAUUUGCAACAAGAGCACAACAGAGAGAUUGAGGGCCUCCUGGAAAACAUCCGCCAGCUGAGUCGAGAACUACGGCUCCAGAUGCUCAUCAUAGAUAACUUUAUUCCCCAGGAUUACCAGGAAAUGAUAGAAAAUUACGUCCACUGGAAUGAAGACAUUGGAGAAUGGCAGCUGAAAUGUGUAGCUUACACUGGAAACAAUAUGAGAAAACAAACCCCUGCUCCAGACAAGAAAGAAAAAGAUCCUUUUGAGGUGGAUCUGUCCCAUAUGUAUUUAGCAUAUACAGAGGAGAGCAUGCGGCAGUCACUGAUGAAACUAGAGAGGCCCAAAACCUCAAAGAGCAGUAAGAGUGGCAGACCGAAGACCGGCCGAAGGAAAAGAUCAGCAAAACCAGACACGGUGAUCGAUUCACUUCUGCAGUGAAGAUGUGCAGGAUUGGCCCCACUGCAGCUCUCCCCUACACUCCUGCUUUGAUGUAACAUAAAAGAAGUAUUUAGUCCCGCUUAUGGUUGAACAGUAAUAGACUUUGAGCGCACACUGUAUUCAUGGUGAGGUUUUAAAUGGGAUCAGGCAGCACCUUUUUUUCUUUUUAGGAAAACAACCACUAAAGUAUAGUAUGGACUUUAUGUACCUUAGAGCUGGGAAGAAUCAGAUUGCAAAAACUUUACAUUAAAAGACAGCUGCUUGAAGCAGAGCAUCACAGUCA
This is a messenger RNA of Cyprinodon tularosa, 2540 nucleotides long. It is a transcript of the gene kif3a, whose product is annotated as kinesin family member 3A. Gene Ontology annotation, molecular function: ATP binding; microtubule motor activity; microtubule binding. Lineage: Eukaryota; Metazoa; Chordata; Actinopteri; Cyprinodontiformes; Cyprinodontidae. The transcript has 17 exons. Gene Ontology annotation, biological process: microtubule-based movement. Bases 152 to 2257 code for a protein of 701 amino acids. The record is from RefSeq and is a predicted model, not a curated record.